Molecule: messenger RNA, 1308 nt
Organism: Diceros bicornis minor
Lineage: Eukaryota; Metazoa; Chordata; Mammalia; Perissodactyla; Rhinocerotidae
Gene: ECHS1
Product: enoyl-CoA hydratase, short chain 1
Exons: 8
Coding region: 17-889 (290 amino acids)
Biological process (GO): fatty acid beta-oxidation
Cellular component (GO): mitochondrion
Molecular function (GO): enoyl-CoA hydratase activity
Source: RefSeq, a predicted model, not a curated record
GUCGCCUGCAGAAGCCAUGGCCGCCCUGCGCGCGCUGCUGCCCCGCGUCCGCGCGUCGCUGCGCCCCCCGCCCGGCUGCCUCGCGCCGCGCCGCUUCGCCUCGAGCACUAACUUUGAGUACAUCGUGGUGGAGAAGAAGGGGAAGAACAGCAGUGUGGGGCUGAUCCGACUGAACCGCCCCAAAGCACUCAACGCGCUCUGCAAUGGCCUCAUCACUGAGCUCAACCAGGCACUGGAGGCCUUCGAGGAGGACCCGGCUGUGGGGGCCAUCGUCGUCACGGGCGGGGAGAAGGCAUUUGCAGCUGGAGCCGAUAUCAAGGAAAUGCAGAACCAAACUUUCCAGGACUGUUACUCCCGCAAGUUCUUGAGCCACUGGGACCAACUGACCCAGGUCAAGAAGCCAGUCAUAGCUGCUGUCAACGGUUAUGCUCUUGGAGGUGGCUGUGAACUUGCUAUGAUGUGUGACAUCAUUUAUGCCGGAGAGAAAGCCCAGUUUGGGCAGCCAGAAAUCCUGAUAGGAACCAUCCCAGGUGCGGGAGGCACCCAGAGACUGACCCGGGCCGUCGGAAAGUCGCUGGCCAUGGAGAUGAUUCUCACUGGUGACCGGAUCUCAGCCCAGGAUGCCAAGCAAGCAGGUCUUGUCAGCAAAAUUUUUCCUGUUGAGACACUGGUCGAAGAAGCCAUCCAGUGUGCAGAGAAAAUUGCCAGCAAUUCUAAAAUUGUCGCAGCGAUGGCCAAGGAAUCAGUGAAUGCAGCUUUCGAGAUGACAUUAACAGAGGGAAAUAAGCUGGAGAAGAAACUCUUCUAUUCAACUUUUGCUACUGAAGACCGGAAAGAAGGGAUGACUGCAUUCGUGGAGAAGAGGCAGGCCAACUUCAAAGACCAGUGAGCACUGGCCGCCUCUGCCUUAAAGCCUCUGUCUGAAGAGGAAAACUAUGGUCUGUUAGCUUUAGAAGCAAAUAAAUCCUUCUCUUUUAAAGGGCAGUAAAAGUGACAGUUUCUCUCUGACUCUGCGGGGCCGUGCGUGGCAGGUGGUCUUCACCCACCAGUUGUGAGAAGCGCUGUCAAGCGUGUUUUUACUUCAUUUCAGGAACUGAGAGAAGUUUCGUGGCCAAACACGGUCACUUAGUACAGCACGUCACGCUCAGACAGAGCACGUGGUCGGCCAGCGUGUGGGUCACGGCCAGUGACCGUGACCCUCGGGGAAGGCGUCGCUGAUGGGCGCUUUAAAGAGAUGUGCUAUUGACUGAGUGACAGAUGUGAGAUCACACUGUCCUUACUGUAAUCAUCUCGAGUUGAAUGUUCUAU